This is a messenger RNA of Epinephelus fuscoguttatus (brown-marbled grouper), 8671 nucleotides long. RefSeq names its product alsin-like. Gene Ontology annotation, molecular function: guanyl-nucleotide exchange factor activity. The transcript has 41 exons. NCBI's taxonomy places the organism in Eukaryota, Metazoa, Chordata, Actinopteri, Perciformes, Serranidae. The record is from RefSeq and is a predicted model, not a curated record. Bases 326 to 5287 code for a protein of 1653 amino acids.
GGUGCCUCCCAUCAACAACACAGAAGUGUCAGAGACAACUUCUGCUUUCACUGUGCUGCACUGAUUGAGACAUUAAAAAAUGCCAUAGCUCAGUGUUUCUGAUGUGACAGCUUCACACAGUUAUCCGGACUCAUUCAGAGUUGCCGCAACAUAAACGUCCGCGGCGAUAUCCCGACCUCAGAGCGGCAGUUGGUGUUUUACAGAGAACAAGCACGUGGAGCCAGAUGAACCUAAAAAAUGAUUUAUUGUUGAGCAUGAACAGAACACCAGAAGAAAUGUUAAUAAAGAUGCCUUCACUGUCCUGUGGAAUGGAGAGUCUAAAGUGAUGGAGAGCAGAGAGGAAAGCCCUGCAGAUGAGCGGGCCCCCACACCUCCAGAGCGAGGACUGCUCCACAUCUGGCAGUCAGCAGGCCCCACUGCACAGCAAUGUCCAGAGAGAGUGCUGUUGUCCAGACCUGUCCUGCAGGCCGCCCUAGGAGAACACCAUGGACUUCUGCUGACACAGGGUGGACAGGUGUAUUCCUUCGGAGAGCUGUUGUGGAGGGAUCAGAGCAUUCCGGUGUCUGCUCCAGUGCUGGAGGUGUCUCUGCAGGGGAGGACGGUGGUGCGUGUUGCUGCGGGUGGUUUCCACUGUGGAGCACUGACUGAGCAGGGCAGUGUCUACAUGUGGGGGGAGAACACUGCAGGACAGUGUGGGCUGACUGAGAGGGGUACCGUCACAAACAUCACAGUUCCAGAGCCUUGCCCAGUCACUGUGGUGGACAGUGAGGUCAUUCCUCCAGCAGUUGUACGGGUUGUGGAUCUGGCUCUUGGACGGGAGCACAGCCUGGCUCUGUCGGCCCAGAAUGAGCUGUGGGCGUGGGGCAGCGGUUGCCAGCUUGGCCUGGUCACUAGCACUUUUCCUGUGUGGAGACCACAGAAGGUGGAGCACUUGGCGGGAAGACAUGUAAUUCAGGUGGCUUGUGGUGCCUACCACAGCCUUGCCGUAGUUCGCACGCUGCCUCCACAGAAUACCCAGAAUCCUUCUGAGAAGAGGGAGCGUGGUCAGUCACCUCACUAUUCGGUGACAGAGAGGGAGGAGCCGUCUACGGUUGAUGGUGGCCAGUACUGUCCGCUGGGGGUGGAACUGACUGAAGUCAUGACUAGCGAGCAAACCUCUCCCAGAAGAAGAGGCCACAGACGAAGGUUUCACCCUGGGGGAAGGUCAGCUGGUGGCAGUCCUGGCUCUGUAGCCGCUUCAUGCCCAUUUUCUGAGGAUGGCAAAUCUAACACUAAACAGAUGAAUCCUCCAACUGGGCACACUCACCCUCUCACUGAGACAGAUGGCAGCCCCAAGUCUUACCCAUUGUCAGGCUGGAGAGCCAAUAAGAACCCUGCUUUCCCUGAUGAAACGCAGCUUCAGAGCCUCCUACGUAAACUCUCUAGUCACUCACUGGAGAUGCGCCACACCACCGGGCCAGGAGAUACCGACUCACUGAGCAGUUACACAUCAGAUGACAGCUGUGUUUCCUCAACUCCUUCCAUGGAUCUGUUGACUUCCAGUUACAAAGAAGAAUCGCCAAUUAAGAGUCAAACCAACAAUGGAGGGACUGUGGCGUACUCCUCCUCCCCUGUGUGCUUGGAUGAAGUUCGGCUUUGUGUGGAGGCGGAGAAGCAGACACUGCAGGGGCAGAAGAGCUCCAGUCUCACAAAUAUAAACCAGAAGGGGAAAGCAGCCACAAGCAGGAGACGCUCCCUGCCUGGAACACCCAGCCGUGGGUCUCCACGGCGACGGCGGCCUUGUGCCUGCAGGCCACCCUCUGCUGGUCGGACCCAGGUUGCAGCACCGGAGGAGGCUGGAGACGGGCUGCCAUCUCUGGAGACAGAAGUGUGGAGCUGGGGCCGCGGGUCUGAGGGGCAACUGGGUCAUGGAGAUCAGCUCGCCAGACUCCAGCCUCUGUGUAUCAAGUCUUUGACAGGCGAGGAGGUGAUCAAAGUUGCCGCAGGAUCACACCAUUCACUGGCUCUCACCGCUCACUGCCAGGUGUUCUCAUGGGGCAGCAACAUGUGUGGACAGCUCGGUCAUGUCAACAGUCCUGUCACUGUACCUCAACAGGCAAAGCUCUCUGAUGGUCUUCGGGUUUGGGACGUGUCCGCCGGUCAGAGCCACUCCCUUCUCCUAGCUGAUGGAGAAUGUGUCCAGCCAGUCCUGUUGUACUGCGGCCAGCAGCAAGAGCCAACAUCAGCGCAGACUGAGAGGUCAAAACAGAGUCAAAGGUCAAGCCAGAGGUCACCCAGCAGAGCAGAGAGUUAUACAGUCAGACCCACCCUGCUGCCCUCAUGUAUAGAGAUGGGUUACAUCAGUACUGUGUGCAGCGGUGGUCAGACCUGUGUGGUGUUGGCAGACCAGAAUAUGAUGGGUUUUAUCUCGGCUAUCCAUGAGCUGGCCUCCAGAGAGAGACAGUUCUACUGCUGGUUGAGCAGCGUCAAGAAGCUUCUCCUCACACCGCUACGCAACAGAGAGAGUGUGUGCCCGUCAUUAGGUGAGCCAUGCACUCACCUCUUCUUCUCACUCUGUGAGAGUUUUGUUCGUCUGAGCAUCCUGAUCGGUCGACACUCCACGUCACUUAGCUACCUCCUGCAUGAUGUGCAGGCCUGUGAUGUCACUUCCCUUUCCCUGCUGACGCACACUGAGCACUUUCUGGACAUUUAUAAAGAGUAUUGUUCUUCAGUAGGUAACUUCCAGGUGAUGGGUGGAUUCCAAUCACUCCAUAAACUCUCACUCGAGUGUUUAGGCUCUAAGCAGACCACGCUGGCUCAGCUGUGUGUGUCAGACCAGUCUGCCAGUGGUGAUGUUGACCUGGUGUCCUUGUUGUACUGGCCUCUGCAGCAGCUCCACCAGUACAGUCGAGUCCUGCUCAAACUGGCAGCCUGUUACGACGUGUUAACUACAGAAUAUCAGUGCCUGCAACAGGGUUGUAGUCAGUAUGACUCCCUGUCCAUGUCGCUGCUGAGGAAGAAGAAGGAGGCUGAGACGACCUUCCUCUUCUGGAAGACCCACUCUGGAAAAACUACUGAGGUCCUGCGUCUCCCGCAGCGUCGUGUGGUGUGUGAAAGCAGCAACAGAACUCUGACUCUGCAAAACGCCGGGCGGUUCUCCAACCACUGGUUCAUACUGUUCAAUGACACACUGGUGCACACGCAGGGUGCCAUUCCCUCUCAAAACCUUUUCUCCACUCAUCACGUCUACCCUCUGAGCUGUCUGUGGGUGAAACCAGUCACUGAUGACAGCAGUGGACUCUAUGCCAUCAAAAUCACAUGUCCAGAGGAGAGUUUCACUGUAGUGGCCUCGACACCACAAGAGAAGAACAAGUGGCUACGGUCUCUUAACCAGGCGGUGGAUCAGGUGCUGGGUGGUGCAAGUCAGGGGUCGUCGCCGGGGGUGACAGCAAUGUCUCGCACAGCCUCCUACUCGUUCACUGGAGAGGGUCGGUUUAAAGACGCCAAGUACACCGGGGGCUGGCUAGCAGGACGAGUUCAUGGCAGAGGCACCAUGAAGUGGCCGGAUGGACGGACCUACAGCGGAAACUUCAAGAAUGGACAGGAGGAUGGCUAUGGAGAGUGUAUAAUGCCUAACAAAGCUCUGGACAAGGCAGACAGCUAUCAAGGACACUGGAGAGAUGGCAAGGUCCAUGGUUUCGGCAAGUACAAGUAUGCCAAUGGCGAGGUGUACGAGGGCUGUUUCUGUGAUGGGCAGCGGCACGGUUAUGGCAUGCUCAGCUCUGGUAAGCUGGCUAAGAAGUCCUCCAGUGUUUUCAUUGGCCACUGGGUCCAUGGCAGGAAGACAGGAUAUGGAGUCUGCGAUGACAUCACCAGAGGUGAGAAGUACAUGGGACUGUGGUUGGACGAGCAGCGGCAUGGCAAUGCUGUGGUUGUUACCCAGUGCGGUGUGUACUUUGAAGGCUCCUUCAGAGACAACAAGAUGUGUGGUCCAGGUCUGUUGGUGUCAGAUGAUGACACAGCUUUACAUGGGGAGUUUUCUGAUGACUGGACUGUCAACGGGAAGGGUGUUUUGUCCCUGGCUAACGGUGACUGUCUGGAGGGCUUGUUCAGUGGAGAGUGGACUGCAGGGCUGAAGGUGGUUGGAACGUACAUCAAACCAGCUGUAGAUGAGCCAGAGAACAAAGAGAGAAACAGCCUGCUCAGGAUGGGUCAGUACGUGGUGCCAGCAGGUCAGAGGUGGCUCUGUGUGUUUGAUGAAUGCUGGAGUCGACUGGGCUGUGAUGCUGCUGGGAGAGGAGAGAGGACUGCAGCCUGGGACAACAUCGCUGUCACUAUAGCAACUGCACGACGGCACAGCCCAGAUCUUAGCAGGUCUCAGAGUAAAGUAUUGGAGGGUUUGGAGUUAAUUCCUCAGCAUGGAGAACCAGUGACCACUGCAAACUAUGACAACAUACGAAGAUACCUCAUCAAGGCAUGUGAGACCCCUCACCACCCUCUGGGCUGGCUGGUGGAGACUUUGGUGACAGUCUACAGGAUGACUUACGUUGGUGUGGGAUCCAACCGCAGGCUGCUCAGGCAGGCUGUCCAGGAAGUUCUGGCCUACCUCACACAUUUCUACAGCAUCGUCAGGUUUCUGUUCCCAGGGUUACCAGAAGAUGGCGGCAUCAUCCCAGACCCUCCUGCCUCUCCAUCAAAAAGCAGACGCAACUCUGACAAAGCAGAGCAAUGUGGCGUUCUGGUGGUGAGCUGCUCCUCUCUGCUCCUCCCUCAGCUGCUCCCUAGACUCUACCCUCCUCUCUUUACGCUGUACUGCCUGCAGGAGGAGCAGGAGGAGGCCCAGUACUGGGAGCGCAUCCUCCGACUCAACAAACACCCCGACCAGUCACUGCUUAGCUUUCUGGGAGUGCAGGAGAAGUUCUGGCCGCUGUGGAUGUCAAUUCUGGGGGAGAAAAAGCAGAUUGUAUCCAGCAGUAAAGACGCCUGCUUUGUUUCUGCUGUAGAGACACUCCAACAAAUCAGCACCACCUUCACUCCAUCAGACAAACUCCUCGUCAUCCAGAAAACGUUUGAGGAAUUGACCCAGGAAGUCAAACCUAUGCUGGAUGGCAACUUCCUGUGGUGCAUGGAUGACCUGCUCCCUCUUUUUCUCUAUGUGGUGCUCAGGGCAAGGAUCAGAAACCUGGGAGCUGAGGUCAGUCUGAUAGAAGAUUUAAUGGAUCCCAACAUUCAGCACGGAGAGAUGGGACUGAUGUUUACCACACUGAAGGCCUGCUACAUCCAGAUCCAGCAGGAGUCAUCCAUGUAGGAGCGGACAUCAAGACGCCAUACAGUCAACAAACAGCAAUGAAAGCACUGCCAGGACAGACACAGUGCUUCACACACACGAGCUGCCAGAACAAAACCAGUCAAACCACCAGCGUCCACUGGGAAGCUGCACUGACACAUGGAGGGAGGGGAGAGCGUUACUCCUUCACCUGCUGUCAAAUGAUGUCUGACACCUGUUUACUGUUGAUCCUUUGAGUUUGUCACAGCACGCCAGAGUUCUGUCUUUUCUAUGGAGGGCAGUUUACACAGGAAAGUAUCACACCGCCCUCUUCUGGACAUGUUAGAGAACUGCAUUAUCAUCUUCGUAACAUCUGGUAAGAAGUAGAUUUUCAGUUGUACAGUAAUACAUCAAUAAUUCAGUAGUAUUCAUCAGAAGUAUUUAUUGAAAGUCACAGUGGUAGAGGUGUCACAACAGCAGUGCAGUUUUUAUUACUUUACAGUGUUUUUUGAUUUACAGUUUUCCCCUUAAAGGGUUAUUCAUUAGUAUAUACAGUAAUGUCGCUGUGAGGUAUCAAACUGCUCAUUACUCAAGGCAAAGGGAACUGAUGAACCACAUGAAGUCUGAUGAUGAUCAGAUUUUAAAAUGAACAGUGAUCUCAAUACUGUUUUAAUGACCUCAAAGAAAACCUUACAGGUGUGAUAUCUGUCUUUACACAUGUUUAAUUCACCAGUAAAGCUUCACCCACAGUGGAUAUAGAGUUGAAAAUAUCAAAACUUAAUGAAGACUACGGUGCAGGUACCUGCUGAUGUGCUUAUGAUCUGGUGUUGGCUUUGUAAAACUGCACUCGUAGAAUUGACAGAGUAUUGUGAGUGCCGUUUUUUAUUACUUUUGACUGGUCCCAGGGCAACAGCAAGAGACACAGGUGGAGUUAAUACAGCAGGGUCACACUGCCUCGGUUCACCAGUACGCAGCUGAAGAGCAGCCUGGAUGAAAGGUUUUGCUUUUCUAACAAGAUACAACUUAAAAUACACAAAGUUGUUGAGUUUUACUGUCUGUGUGAAAACAGAGCAAACAGCUGAAGCCACUUAGCCGUGGUUUGAUAUUUCCUCCUCAGAAGCCAAACCAAAAUCACCAGGUCAGAAAGCUCAGUUUUUCAUGUAACCAUGUUCUCCUGCGAACAUAAAUUAGAUGCAAAUCGCUUUACUUUGUUUGCAUAUGGAUCAGAUAUGCACCAUUUCAGUAGCAUCCCUAAAACUAAUUUAGACCCUUUUAUAUCUUUUGAAUGCAAAAGAGUCAGUUCAAAACAUCACACUAAACAGACUGUGUGAGACUGUUAAUACAUUAUUUUUAUUUAUUGUUUUAACACUUGUACUCUCCCGUAGUACAAAAGCAACCUGUGCAUGCUCCUGCACACUGAAACUAACCGUGGAGCAGUUUGUCUCAGGUCUCAUAACUGUUAGACAGGAAGCUGAGCAGUAGGACAGAAACAUGUCACUACCGAGGGAAAAUAUUUUUUACUUAAGAUAAUUAAUGAGGGAACGCUGAUUAGCUAUGCAUCGAGAAUAUAUUCACGCCUGUAUGGAUACUGUAUUCAGUCUGUUGUUCUGUGGAGUGUGUAUGUGUGAGUGUGUGUGAGAGUGAGCAUGUAUGAACAAGUCUGAGGAGGAAUGCUUUUAAUGGUGCACUGACAGUUUUUAAAUUUAGAUCAACAAACAGCCAGAAGAGUGUUUGAAGAUAGAUUAAAAUGACAGCUGUUGAGUUCAAGAUACCUUAAAGAAGAAAUAUUCCAGGAUUUAUUCUGACAUCCAUCAGUCAUGUUAGUCUCUGAGCAAGGUUUGUUUAAAACUUGUCACAGAUUGGAGUUAUAUUUGGUGGAAGGUUGACCCUGAAAAAGUGAUGACUACUUUGUGUCCAUCUGAUAUAUUUUUAAAGAUUAAUUCACAUUGCAAGAUAAGACAUUUUAAACAUUGUCACUAUUUUCUUAUGAACUACUGCACUUACUUAAAGGGACAGUUCACCCCAAAAUCAAAUGUAAAUGUUUUUCCCCUUACCUCCGUACAGUUGGCGAGUGUAGUUUGGUAGAAAGAAAAUAGUUCCUACAUGAAACUGCUCACAGCAAAGGCUGUGGAUUAUCUUGAGUAAGCAGGUCUUGAUUUCUGGAAAGAGACAUUGCUGUUGGGUUUUAAAUGUAUUUUUUGGCACUUUGAGCACCACAAGCUGAAUGCCAUCUAGUUCCAUUAUAUUGGAGAGAAGGCAGACAUCUCUACGGCUGAUAUCUCGAACACUCAGCAGCUCACUCCAAAACAAUAUGGAUUGAUAAAUAGAACUACAGAUAAGAGGGAAAUAUAUAUAUAUUUUGUUUGGGGGUGAACUGUCCCUUUAAAUGAAAAAAUACGACAUAAGUAUUCCAUGUCAGCCUAUCACUGUCUGUUUUAAUGUUACAAAAAAACAUCAAGGUACUUAAAUGUUUUUUCUAUCAGUCUGUUUUGAUCCUUUGAAUCCAUCUGUAUGUUAUAAAUGACUGUAUUUUCAGAUCCAGGUCAUUUCCUUAAUCUGCAAAAGAAAAAGUUGAUGGUCACUAUCUGGCAUGACGUCUGUUUUAGCUCCCAGAAUUUCCACAACCCCAGCAGCCACCAUGUGUGUUUGAGCACAGGGAGGGAGCUUCAGAUCACUUCUAACAGAAUAUAACUUAAUUAAUUUAUUAAUAGAAGCAAUAUAGAUUAUUUAUUAGAGAUAUAUAUUCCAAGUAUAAAUCCUACGCCAGAAAAUUUCCUACAGCCUCACUCAUGGGGUCAAACUUUAAGAUUCCAUCUAAAAUUCAUAGGAACAAAUAUGAGGUGUUUAAGGCGACCUGUUGUCAUGUUACUGACUGUAAAUGAUGUUAGCUUGUUGUUAUGUUUUCAGGAAUGAAACAAAACUGCAGGAAGCUCAGACUGAGCUGUAGAGUUCAACAGCACCAACAAAAAAAAAAACUUGCCAAAAUGACAGCAAAGCAGCUGAUUAUUCUCUCUCUUUCAGCGUUACUGAAAUGUGUUUGUACUGUAUUUAUUGUUACUCAAGCUGUUGCAGAAUGUAGACAUGUAUAUGUUGGGAUAGGUUUAUGUCUUUAUGCUAUUAAACCACUGCAGUGUGUGUAGUGUGUAGAUGUAACAAUGAGGGAUGUUUGGGACAGUUGACCUCUCUGCCUCCGUUAAUACCAGGUUAGAGGACAGUACAGAUGUUUUACAUGUCUCAGCUCAGUAUCAACAAAACCACCUGCAGUAUCACAUAUAGGAUUCCAUUAUGGUGUUAUUGUGCUGAAAAAACUAAACUAAUGACUCAGAAAAUGUAGUCAUGAUUUAUAAGUGAUUAAAGAGAACAUUUCUUCUUCAUGGGUUCAGACAUGUAAAAAACAUGUUGUGGUCUUCUGUAAAAAAAAAAACC